Messenger RNA from Synchiropus splendidus (mandarinfish), 5960 nucleotides. RefSeq names its product insulin receptor substrate 2b (gene irs2b). Gene Ontology annotation, biological process: insulin receptor signaling pathway. The coding region runs from base 434 to 3604 and encodes 1056 amino acids. The transcript is spliced from 2 exons. Lineage: Eukaryota; Metazoa; Chordata; Actinopteri; Syngnathiformes; Callionymidae. Gene Ontology annotation, cellular component: cytosol; plasma membrane. Gene Ontology annotation, molecular function: insulin receptor binding; phosphatidylinositol 3-kinase binding. The record is from RefSeq and is a predicted model, not a curated record.
UGAAAAUACGUGCGGAUCAUUUUCCGCGGACCUGAAGAUGACAGAAGCUUGAAUGUUUUGUUGGACGCAGGCUGCUCUCAAAUGAGCCGGAAGAUGGCGGAGUGGCAGAAGGAGGGUGUUUCUCCUCUCUCUCUCUCUCUCUCUCACACACAUUCAUCCCGUUUCCACCAAUAAGCCCAAUGAGCUGAGUCUGCACCGCCCACUCCCCGUGUGUGUGCGUGUGUGUUUUUUUUCUUCUGGAGCCGAGUGUGUAAGAUCGUCACAUGUUGUUUCUCCUCCACAGUCCGGACGCCCGCAGACAUGUGCUGGUCGCUGCUUCACACGCCGCCGGAGCUGAUCGUUUGAGGCUGGAUCUAAACGCGCUCUUCUUCUUCUUCUUCUUUCGCCCUUCAUCUUCGCUUUCGGAUUCCUGGUUCCGCGUCGGCUGAUCAGAAUGGCGAGUCCGCCGAGCAGCGGGGAGCAGCCGGCGAGCGUCCAGGGGGACGUGAAGAAGAGCGGCUACCUGAAGAAGCAGAAACACGGACACAAGCGCUUCUUCGUGCUGCGCGAGCCGAGCGAAGGCGCGCCCGCGCGCCUGGAGUACUACGAGAGCGAGAAGAAGUGGAGGAACAAGUCGGCGGCCAAGAGGGCGAUCGCCCUGGACUGCUGCCUGAGCGUCAACAAGAGAGCCGACUCCAAACACAAGUAUCUGGUGGCGCUUUACACCAAAGACGAGUAUUUCGCCGUGGCGGCGGACAACGAGCCGGAGCAGGAGAGCUGGCACCGCGCGCUCACGGAGCUGAUCUCCGAGGGCAAGGCGUGCGACGGGUCGGCGUCCAAUUCCGCGUCCUCGCUGGUGGGCUUCGACGAGUCGAGCUACGGGCUGAUCACGCCGGUGUCCGCCGCCUAUAAGGAGGUGUGGCAGGUCCACAUGAAGUCCAAAGGCCUCGGGCAGAGCCGGAACCUGACCGGGGUGUACAGGCUCUGCCUCUCCAGUCGGACUAUCAGCUUCGUCAAGAUGAACUCGGAGGUGGCGUCCGUCGUCCUGCAGCUGAUGAACAUCCGGAGGUGCGGCCACUCCGACAGCUUCUUCUUCAUCGAGGUGGGUCGCUCCGCCGCCACGGGACCCGGGGAGCUGUGGAUGCAGGCGGACGACUCCGUGGUGGCGCAGAGCAUCCACGAGACGAUUCUGGAGGCGAUGAAGGCGAUGAAGGAGCUGUCGGAGUUCCGCCCUCGCAGCAAGAGCCAGUCAUCCGGUACCAACCCCAUCUCCGUGCCCACGCGCAGGAACCUGAACCAUCUCCCCCCGAGCCAGACCGGCCUCCUCCGCCGGUCGCGGACCGACAGUUUGGCCACUAUCUCGCCUGUCAGCAAGUUUUCCUCGUGUCGGUUACGCACCGCCAGCGAGGGCGACGGCACCAUGACGCGCCCCAUGUCCAUGGCAGGAAGUCCCCUCAGCCCGGGGGUGCACAGGACCCUGCUGAGUCGCUCUCACACCAUCACAGCCCGCCCGUGCCGGACCUUCGAGUCCUCCUCUCUGCAACACAGCAAGUCCAUGUCCAUGACUCUGUCUCACUCACCCCCGCUGGCCACCACCAGCCUGGCCAGUUUGACCUCCUGCCCUGAGACCGGGGCUCCCCGGCCCUCCAGCUGCAGCGCCUCCUUCUCGGGCUCCCCCAGUGAUGCCGGUUUCAUUUCAUGUGAAGAAUUUGGCUCCAGCCCUGCAGAUGUGAGGGACGUCCGGCUACCCCUCACCUACUGCAGCAGCACUCCCGAGUCCAUCCGGGCCGACACCCCCCCCUCCAGGGACGGGAGUGAGCUGGACGGGUACAUGGUGAUGGAGCAGCAGAACCAGAACGUUUAUAGACGGUUGCCCGAGCUGGACAAGGUUUACAGAAAGCGCACGUAUUCUCUCACCACACCCCGCCAGCACAGGGUACCCCCCCAAGUGUCCUCAGCCUCUCUGGAUGAGUACACCCUCAUGAGGGCCACGUAUGCCAGUGGACACCCACUUUACCGCAGGUGUCACACCGCCUCCCCCAAAGGAACAUAUCCAGAGGAUGAUGUGCAAAACCCAGCUCAGGGGGACAGUGGCUACAUGCCGAUGAUGCCGGGUGUGGCCCCUCAGACGCCCUCAUCACGGACUGACCCUUACAUGCCCAUGAGCCCCAUGUGCGUUUCAGCCCCGAAGCAGAUUGUCAACCCCCGCUCCCACUCGUCCACACCGACCCUGCCCCGCACCGACUCGCCCAGCAGUGUUUCUCUGGAGGACAGUGGCUACAUGAGGAUGUGGUGCGGAACCAAGAUGUCUGUGGAAAGUAACGACGGAAAGCUAAAUAACGGGGAUUACUUGAACAUGUCCCCCGUGGACCCUCUGGUCUCUCUUACAAAUCUGGACUGCAUCCUCAAUUCUCCAGGUGGAGACACCCACCCGCAGCAGUUCCACCGACAUCCCUUCUCCAGCAGCUUUUUACUGAAGAGCCAGUUACAGCGAAAUGGAUCUGCAGACACAGACCAGUAUGUGAUGAUGAGUUUACAGAAGCAGCCAAUAGAAGAGGAGUCCAACUACUGUCCGGUUUCUCCAGAACAAUCCGACAGUUCUUCAUCUGCUCCAUCUCCUCUCAGGGCUGUACACCGGCCCCGGAUGUGCCGCCCCACUCGACUGGCUUUGGAGUCCCUCAGAACCUUACCAUGUAUGACUGAACACCCACUUCCCUCAGAGCCACGCAGCCCGGGGGAGUACAUCAACAUAGACUUUAGCAGCAAGGCUGGGGAUUCAGGGCUCUCCUCUGAAGCUUUAAGAUCCCCUGCUGAAAGGGAAGCCACGUCGCUCACUGACAACACUGAAGCUGGCUCGCACCAAAGCCAGAGUCUGUCACCUGCAGCAAACGCAACAGCCAAAACGUGUCUCAAGCAGCAGCCUGACAAGGAGGAUGAGGAACCGAAGGAAGUGAAGAGGGUUGUGAACGAAUACCCGCUUCAGCAUCACUUGGGCCUCGUGUGUCAACAGUCUUCAGUCAAGGACGACUACACGGAGAUGACUUUCAACCCUCCAGCUGAUGCCGCACCCCUGCCCACCAGCCCCACUGCCUGUGUCAAAAGACUGAGCCUUGAGAACAGCAGCGUGGACAGGGUUCCCCCUGCACCAGUGGACUCCUUCCUGCUGGGGGGUCCCCUGUUGUCUGUCACCCUGGUGGACCCACACAGGGGGGCCAAAGUGAUUCGGGCCGACCCCCAGGGCCGGCGGCGUCACAGCUCAGAGACCUUCUCCUCCACCACCACUGUCACACCUGUCUGCCCGUCCUUUGCCCACAACACCAAGCGCCACAGCUCCGCUUCAGUGGAGAACGUGUCUCGCUCGGUACGGGGCUCUGAGGGCCAGGAGGAGAACUACAUCAACAAGAGCUCCAUGUGCAGGGAGACGUCCGCCGGAUUCCAGAAUGGACUGAACUACAUUGCCUUAAAUUUGAUGGAUAGCAACAUCGGCGGCUGCAGAUUAGGGGGUUGCGACCGGCUGCUGCGUUUCAAGACCACCUGCGGGUGCAAAGGUGGCAUGAACGGCUUCAGCUCCAGCCCCUACACCAGCCUGGGAUUCAAAGAGACUGCCGCAGCUGUGAAGGAGUAAAGAAUGUGGGGCUCAGCGCUCGCCGUCGUCCUGCACCCGCCGUCUGCUGUGAAAGAACGUUCGCUACGACAAGGUCGCCAAGGCAACAGCUGGACCAUUCUCUUCAGACAAUGUCCUUUGACCCCUUCGCCUUCUUCGAGGGUCACAGGGACGGUCCUCACCAUAGCAACACGGACCCUUGACCCGUGACCCAAAUCUUUCCUCCGCUUCUCUCGGCACCAAAACAUUGGAGGCGCCGUCGUCUCUGCUGCUGCUGCUGCUGUACUGGAUGACGCAAAGAUAUUGAAACUAUUUAUCCGUGUACGUUGGUCUGGAAAUGAUUUUAUGUUACAUAUUUGUUUCAGUGGGACCGAAUGUUUACCACAGCCAAACCUGGAGAGCACACACACACACACACAUGCAAUCGAAUAUGCAUACACAAAUAUUUAUUUAUUGAUCGCGGAUGUGUGUGUGCAUUUGUAAGUGUGUGUCCAGUUGAAAUGAAGAUUUCAAGGAGAUAUUUAAAAAAAAAAGAGAGUGAGAAAAACCUACCUCAGCAAAACUAGGUUGGCAUCAAUUCAAACAGUAGAAAUAUAUAGAAGAUAUUUAUUUUCCGAGGUGAAUGUUUUUGUUUUUACCCACCAAUCCAAAGCCUUACUCGCGCCUUCGGCCACUAUCUGACGCAUCUUCUCCUUUGGACCUACAGAGACAGUAUUUAACAGACUGAAUGUUUAGGAGAGGAAGCCUCUCUGAGAUUACCACGUUCCGCCGCUGACAAGAUAAUGUAUUAAAGAUCCACAUCAGAUUGCCUGAGCGGCUACACUCACACUACUGUCGGCAUUUUUGAGCCCUUCAAAACGCUUUUCUUGACCAUUUGUCUCAAGCGAGCAAUGCAAUUGACUGGUCAUGUGACCUGCUGCGGUACACAAGGUACGACGGUAGUAGUGUGGAUGUAGCUCAAGAAUACUCAAUUGAGGAUCAGAUUUCAAUUUUUUUUUAUAUAAUGUGUGCCAUAAAUACGAGAAGGACUGAACGUCUUCCUGUUUUAAACCCAGCUGCAUGACGUCUCAACAAAACUGGGGUCUGCAACCUUCACCUUGAGUCCGACCGCUGUUGUUUUGAAUCCACAGCCUCGUGGCCAAAUGGGUUUACUACAUGCGUCAUGCAUUUCAUCUUAGCUCAUGUAGAAAUACUUUUGCUUUUGUUUUUUUUGCCUUUUUUAUGACAAGAAUGUUAGAAUUUUGACUAUAGGGGGCGCUGUAUUGAGUGAAACCACACACUGAAAAUGCAGCCUUUCUGUCCCGUCAUGUCUUCCGACGUCCCCUGUACAACACACUGCUUCAUCUUUCACUCCCAGAUGUGGCCCCCGGCCGCACGGCCCCAUACUCUGCAAAUAGGUGCUGAAGAUUUCAAGGCACGCUCUUCUCAACCUAGUCAAAUAAAAACCUUGAUCCUCGAUUGACUAUUUAAUGUCAUGGUACGCAAACAAACCUUGACCUGGCACCAAGGGGGGGGAGCCAUGACCCGUCAGGACCAGGGAUGAUGAAUGUUUUAAGUUAUUCUUUUUCCUCACCCGAUGCCUCAUUGUUCAGCUGACAAUGUGGCAGACUUUUGAGCCACUCGAUAGCUCCGCCCGCCCGACUCCGGCUGCCACUUGGAGCCGGGUGGGAGCUGAUGCAUGGUCUUGCACUUACAAACUUUCCAGAUUGUAACACAAGACGCGUUGAAUGUAGUACGAGCUGUGUUCGGGGAUUUGGAGCACACUGUGUUACACACCAAGAGGAAACGAAGACACUGAUACAAACAAAUGCAAAUUUUCUAAAUCUGAAUUCACUGGCACGUUACCAAGGAGACUGUAAAUAAUGUGACGGAUCCACGCAAACAAGGACGGUAGAAAACGUGUUACUGUAAAUAGGUGUUCUUUUUAACUUAUAAAAGUUCGGCUCGGAUGUCUAACGCCAUGUUGAGGUCAUUUUCUAACGCUGUAAUUCUGAAAUAAUGAUGUUCUGAACGGAGAUUUUUAAUCGAAACGAGGACUAAUUGUAGGUACAAAAUGGCGUAUAUGCAAUAUUUACAUUUUUGAGAAUUCCUUCGCAGAGAUGGAUGUAUACAUACUGUCAAUAAUGUUUGUUAAAAUCACAUUUGUUUUUACCUUUUCUUUUUUGCUAAUUGAGCCUGUUGGUGUUUGAGCAGUGUUUUUUGGAUAAUGUUUUUAUUCUGCAUCUAAAGGUUGUUAUUUGGGCUUCUCUUGCUGUGUCUUCAUUGUAAAUAUUUUUUUGCAUUUUUGUGAGGCUAAAAAAAUAAUUUAAACUUCAUUGCUUUAGAUUGUAUUGAUUCUUUAUAGACACACGCAAUAAAUAACAGCGUUAUUUAAGAA